GUUGGCCUUGAUUAGUAUCCGUUCGGUAUUCAGAAUCAACAGAUACAUUAUUUGAAAAUUCCCACAAUUUUUUAUACUUUCAAAUCCAGUUUUCCGGGGAAAAAUGACAGAAGAUAAUCCGGAGGUGGAUGUUGAAGAAGGUCGUUUGAGGGGAGGUACCAUGGUGGACUUCGAUGGACAUCGGUUCUAUUCAUUUCUGGGUAUACCCUACGGAAAACCCCCUGUAGGUCACCUCAGAUUCAAGGCACCUGAACCUGCCGAACCUUGGCAAGGCAUACUAGACGCAACUAAAGAUGGAGCUUGCUGCUACCAGAGAGAGUUUCCAGAUAUGACCAAAAGAGACGGUUCCGAAGACUGCUUGAAUCUCAAUGUCUUCACGAAAACGCUACCUUCAGAACACUCCAGCCCCAAGCCAGUGAUGGUCUACAUCCACGGUGGCGGCUUCACUUCGGGCUCCAACAAGCCGAGCUUCCACGGGCCCCAGUACCUCAUGACUGAAGACAUCGUCCUGGUGGUAAUCAACUACCGGCUAGCCGUGUUGGGCUUCUUGAGCGCCGAAGACGACUCGCUGGAUGUUCCUGGUAAUGCAGGCCUCAAAGACCAGACGCUGGCUUUGAAGUGGGUCCAAAGGAACAUCGGGAGCUUCAAUGGAGAUCCUGAGAACGUGACGAUAUUCGGAGUCAGUGCUGGUGGAGCUUCCGUCCAUUAUCAGAUUUUGUCACCUACUGCUAAAGGUCUAUUCCACAAAGCUAUCUGUCAAAGUGGAUGUGCCCUAAAUCCGUGGCCUUAUGGACAAAGAAAUCUGCUAGAAUUCGUUAGAUUGAUAGAUGAGACCGUCGAAACGGAAAAAGAAGCUUUGGAAAUAUUGAGAAAACUCACUAUCGAAGAACUAUACGAAUACCAAGAAAAAUUCCUAGAUGACAAACCGCAACUUGGUGUUUUCGCACCGGUGAUAGAAAAACCCAACUCGACAGCUUUCAUAACCAAACACCCUAUAGAAAUAAUCACUUCUGGGGAAUAUAACCAAGUACCGAUGAUAUUCAGUUAUUGCUCCAAUGAGGGACUGCUAACCGAAGUUAUGAACAGCUUGGCCAUAGCAACAGGUAGAACUCCGAAGGAACUGGGAUUAGAAAGUUUCAUUUAUCGUGAGAUGAAUGUGGCCCAGGAAAGUGAGGUUAGCAAAGAAAUAUGCCGAAUGCUCUCAGACUUCUAUAAUAGAGAUGACAAUGUGCACGACAAAUACAUGCUCGAUUCUGAUUAUUAUUUUGUGGCUGGAAUAAUAGCAGCAGUUAUGAACCAUGCCAAAACAAACCAUAAUCCUGUUUACUUGUACAGAAUGUCCUUUAACGGAAACAACAGCUUUAAGAAACUAUUUCAACUUGAUGAAUAUCCAGGUGCUUCUCAUGGAGACGAUUUGCCAUAUAUCUUCUUAUUUUCAAUUUUGUCCGCAACAAAUUUGGGAGAAGGCGAAACAAAUACGAUAAGAAGAUUCGCAGGACUAUUUUCGAAUUUUGCUAAAACUGGAAAUCCUACGCCGUCUGGGAACAACUUCAAUUUAACGUGGAUACCAGUCGAUGCAGAAAACAUCAAUUUUCUGGAUAUAGACAGAGACCUGGUCCUCAAAUCGAAUCCAGAACCUGACAGAAUUGAACUGUGGAGGAAGAUUUUCCAACUCAGUCCCGCAACUAAUAAAUAUUUGUAGUUUUCAUCAAAUCAGUUGUAGCUAUUUAAUUAUAUAUUUCUACUAUCUAGAAUGAGUUAUUGAAAAUACACUCAGCUCCAAAAAAAGUGACGCACUUGAUAUUUGACCUAUUU
This is a messenger RNA of Phaedon cochleariae (mustard beetle), 1815 nucleotides long. The record is from the annotation of a GenBank genome assembly. NCBI's taxonomy places the organism in Eukaryota, Metazoa, Arthropoda, Insecta, Coleoptera, Chrysomelidae.